Pomacea canaliculata is the source of this 1905-nucleotide messenger RNA. RefSeq names its product caltractin-like. Lineage: Eukaryota; Metazoa; Mollusca; Gastropoda; Architaenioglossa; Ampullariidae. The record is from RefSeq and is a predicted model, not a curated record. Gene Ontology annotation, molecular function: calcium ion binding. The transcript has 5 exons. The coding region runs from base 407 to 901 and encodes 164 amino acids.
UCUGAAUCAGAGAAAAAGGAGAAAGAAAUCAGGGUCUGAAGAAGAAGAAGGGUCUGAUUCCAAAUCAGAGAAAAAAGAGAAAAAAAAGAAGUUAAAAGAAAAGUCGCAAUCCGAAGAAAAAGAAGACUCACAGGAAAGGUCCGAUUCAGAAUCAGAGAAGAAGGAGAAGAAGAAAAAGUCGAAAGAAAAGUCAGAUUCUGAGGAAAAGAAAGAGUCGGAGGCAGGGUCCGAUCGUGAGAAAAAGGAGAAAAAGAAAGAAAAGAAAAGCAAGUCGAAAGACAAGCAGAAGUCAGAAUCGAAAUCAGACUCCGAGUCAGACGACCAAGAAAAGCAGAAAUCCACAGAGAAGUUCCAGUCCAGGUGACGGAGGGGACAGGAGCGACACCAGCCUCAAGGGCCGGCGACAAUGGCGCUCCCCUCAACCUCACGGAGGAGGAGACUGAAACUUUUCAGGCCUUGUUCGACAUGUAUGCCGAAGAAGACCAGAAGAUCAGCAGGAAAGGCAUCAAGCUCUUUUCCGAUACAUGGGCGAGUGCGUGACGACGAGGACGUCUGUCGAUGGCUGCAAGAAGUGGACAAGGAUCACGAUGGCAGGUUUGACUUCAGUGAGUUCUGUCGCCUGUACAGCACCAAGCGGGAACCAGAAGACAAGCGGCGGGAGGAGCUGUUGCUGUGCGUCAACACAGUCUUCCCCUCCAACGGCAGUAACGACAUGCUGGACCUUCGUAAAGUGAAGGCCACCAUGAAGCGAGUAACCAUGGGCCUGCAGAGAGAGAACACCCUCAACCUGUCCAGCCAGGAAAUCGAUGAUGUUCUCGAGCGUUUUGAUAAACACAAAGGCAACCAGAUUUCUCGACGUGAAUUUGUUGACUUUCUGAUCAACACAAGCAAUGGAGAGUGAAAUGAUUUGUGUAUAACCAUCAUGCACUAAACCAAGGUGGUCCUCACAACAGCAUCCAUAUCACGUGUUCUCAUUUACACUUCCACAUAAACAGAUGGGAAAAUGUCAUAACAAAUUCUUGGUAGCAAAACAGUGAUGUUCUGCAGACAAUAUUUGAAUAAGGCUGGAAUCAGGGAAAAGUUGCUUGUCUGCUCUCAUUAUUGUUGUUUACUUUCAGUGGUGUGUGAUAAAGCAAUUUAUAGUAAUUUCUUUUUGCUUAGGAAGAUGGAGGUUACGUAGUAUUUUGUACAGCAAAUAUUCUCAGAAAAUUUUACCUCAAAAUUUGAAAAUAUUGCGAUUUUUUUGGCGAUAUAUUUAGCCAAAAGCUGACUACUGAGUCACAAUAUGCAUGUCUGUGUGCAUGAACAUGAGCCAGGCUUUGAUAUACUUCCACAUCAGUCUAAGCAAAUGCUUGUUAUGUGCGGCAAACUCUGCAUUAGUUGUUCUACCAUUACAUAUUUAAGAAGACAAGAGUGAGGCCUUUCAUUUAUAAAGUGCCAUAAUGAUUUCAUCAACUUUACAGACAAUCUCAAUGUACAGUAAUAUUUUCAUUACUUCCUUUUAACUCCUUAAAAUUGUUAACAACAUAGAAUAUUGUUGGCACCUGGCCAAGUUAUUUUAAAAGUUUGUAAAACUGAAACCUGGAAUCAUCACUCAUGUUUGUGCCAAUGUAGUUUGUAAUGAAAUACCUGUGCUUGUAUCAAAUAGCAGUAUUGAAAGCAGAUUCUGUGAUAUUUUUACUUAAACAUUGCCAUUUGCACUCUGAGUGUCUUAGAUUAUAUAAAUGCUGCUUUGUGUUAAUUUAUAUGUACACAGGUAUGCUUUUAAAACAGCAGACAUCACAGUUGAGUGGUGUGCUUUCAUUGCAUUAACCAUACAAUUUAUAAAAAAAUGUAAAUGUAUACUGAGAGAAAAUAUUUUGUAAAUACAUAAAAUUUCUUGAAAUAAAAAAAAUUCUGCAAAUA